AAAAGCAAAUCAGUCAAUUAAAAUUAAUCAAAAAUGUUCAACAACUAUAAUUACCCGACAGCCCCAAAUCCUGGACCUGGAUUCCCAGGUUACCGAUUUCCACCCCCCUUUCCCCUGAAUUUCCAUCCGAAUUUCUCGGUCCCUCCGGAUCCGAAUUACAAGCCCCCAUUCCCAGUAAAUCUCCCCACUGAUCAAGUCAAUCCAAAAGUCACUUUAGAAACUAGAAAACAAGACGAGAAGUUUAUCAAAAAUUUCCUCGAGCAGGAAAAAAGCUCAAGUCUCUCUCGAGACUCUACAAAACCCAACUAUGAUAAGAUAUCGCGCGUUAAAAAUGCCCUGAGGCUUAUUUUUAAGUUGAAUCGGGACAUUAAAAGCAGAUGUGCCGAACUGAGACAUGAAAGUUUGUCAGAUUCCGAAUGGCACGAGAAAAUGAAAAUUGUGGAAGCGAUGAAAGAUGAAAUUAGGAGUGUGACGAUGCAGUUUGAGGAUGAAAAUUUCGUGAAGAUUGUGAGGAGGAAUGUGGAGAGGAGGAGGAAGAAGAGACUGCGUGAGAAACGGAAGCGAGAGGCUUGGAAGAAGCAGAAAGAGGAGAAUAAAGAGAAGAGGGCGCGUCUGCAUGCGGAGGCGGACAAUUGGAUCAAGAAGAAGGAGGAUGUGAUUGAAAGGGAGAAGCAGGAGGACCGAUUGAGGAAGGACGCUGAUAUUGUUCUUGCCGAUGUACGCGGGAAACGGAGUGACGCCAAAAAAUUCUUGGCGAUGCUUCGAGAAAUUGAGAAUUUGAGGAAAAUCAAGGUCAAGAUUGCGAGGGCCCGAGGCGAAAAUCUACCGGCGGCUGCGGACCAGGCUUUCAAUAAUAUCAUUGUAAAACUAGCUGAACAAUGGACAGCGCUAGACCGGGAAUACUCUCUAGAAGAGCAAGGUCUUAAAUUGAUGAUAAAAACGGACAAUGAGGAGAAGCAAGAAAAGGAAAAAAUGCAUGCCUUCAACAACUGGGAGGAUGCUCUCUUUGGACAGAGGAUACCGAAUAAUGUCUUUCUUCGAAAGAGCUUGCAAAACUUUAUAACAAUCAGAACAAUGUGGGACAAAUUUUGCAAUUUGCGAGGAACGCCUAUACCAACCGGAUGGGUCGUCCCAGCGCCUCCCUCAUCCGCAGCCUGGCAGAAGCUUCUCAAAAAAUCAUAACCAAAAUAAGGAACCCUAAUUUUUUAUAAAAAAUAGCGAUAAUGAAUCGAAUAUUUAAGUAGAUUACAUAAAUAAUUUGUAUUAUUUAAUAGUUGAUACUCGGAAAAUGGUUGACUCCUCAAGGAAUAAGCAUUUUUGAAAACGUUUAAUUAAAGUUUUAUAUU
This is a messenger RNA of Belonocnema kinseyi, 1346 nucleotides long. RefSeq names its product programmed cell death protein 7-like. The record is from RefSeq and is a predicted model, not a curated record. The coding region runs from base 34 to 1182 and encodes 382 amino acids. The transcript is spliced from 3 exons. NCBI's taxonomy places the organism in Eukaryota, Metazoa, Arthropoda, Insecta, Hymenoptera, Cynipidae.